AUGAUUGCUUUCCUACCAUCUUCACAUGGAUGCAGAACGUUUUCUAGCAUCAGGUGGUCGAGGUCCGGUGCUCAGCGGCGAGUUCGAGCAGUCGUAACGUGUUCACGGGGGAGCGUCUCGCCAGCGCAGGCACCCGGAGAGCCCAGUCAAAACUCCGACGAGGCUGCGGUGCGGGACAGGGAGAGCGCGUGGCGCCCUGUUGCCUGCAGCUCCGGGCAGCUGGUCACGAACUGCAGCUCACUGGUGCCGGCGUGCACGGUUGGUGCGGCUGCCACUGAACUUGCGUUUCCAGGGGCCUUGACAGCUCCCGGAGCGCGACUUUCCCGCAGCACCCAGCGCCAAAACGGUUUCCGAACGGAACCUGCUUCCUGUUCAGAGCGUUCUAUGGAGAUCUCGUGCGCGGCGGGGCGGGCACCUGCCACGACGCCGCUCUCGUACCGACGUGCACAGCGUGCUACCUGCCGGGGCCGAGUCGGGCGUCCACAGGAAGCGCCAAACGCCAGCGUCUACGAGUUUCGCGCAGGACAAAGCGUCAAAACUGCUGAGCUCGCACCUUGUGACUCGGACGUUGUUGACCCAAAAAUAACCACUCUCGUAGAUGCAGAGCACCGAACUGAACAGGCAGCGUUGAAUGAGACGCAUCCUCGACUUCGCCAGAUACCGAGGCCAACACACUGCGUCCCGCGACGUGCGUUUCUCUCAAUAGCCAUUGCACUGGGCGUUGCUAGUCUUGGGAAACCGCUCGCUUCUGUGGCAGCAGCCGCAGCCGCAGCAGCACCGGCGUCUUCGAGCGCAGAGCCCGCAACUACCCGGAUCCCGGGCGAUGUGCGCAUCCUCUUCUCUCGAGCGCAACGCCUGGAAGAUGAGGGCGAGUUUCAAGAGGCCCUCAAGAUUUACGCUUCGGUCGUCGAUCGCGAGCCAGGCCUCGUCUGGGCAUAUGCUAACCGCGCAAACCUUUACAGUCGCCUGGGGCAGUACGAUCAGGCCCUCGCGGACUACACACAAGCGAUUCGGUUGCUCUGCAAGACGGUAUCUGGAAACGAAUCAACCGGAGACGAGCGGCUGACGGACGCUGACGCCCCGUGUUUGGAGCGCGAGCUAUGGGUCCUCUACCUGAAUCGAGCUACGGUGUACCGAACGCUUCGCCGCCACCAGGAAGCGCUUCGCGAUAUGAAUCGAGCUCUGAGCAUUCGUCCGUAUGAGCCGCUGCUCCUUGUAAAUCGUGCAAUGGUCUAUGUGGAUCUGGCGAAAUACGAUGCUGCCCUGUUGGACUAUCAACGCGCUGUGGAGCGACGACCGGGCGAUGUGCAGCCCUUCUGGGUAGACUAUGCGUUGACGCUCUUCCAACGCGGACGUGACACCGAUGCCCUCGGCAUCAUGCGCAGAGUAGCGAGUAAGCCGAGUUUUGCCCAGUCCGAUGAAGUGAAAGCAGCCUACGCAGUCCUUCUUUAUGACCGAGGCAUGCUCAGUGACGCAGAGGGUCUAUGGGGUGCGUUGCAGCGCCCACGCCGAUUUCAAGACGAAAACUUUCUUCGAAACGAGCGUCACUGGCCGCCUCGAGCCAUUGAGGUUGCGCUGCGAUAUCAUCCACAACGUGGCAGGCAGAAGACAUCAUCUUCCUCGGCGGCGACCAGCCUGGCCCCUUCUACCGAUUAA
This is a messenger RNA of Cyanidioschyzon merolae strain 10D, 1656 nucleotides long. RefSeq lists its product as hypothetical. Lineage: Eukaryota; Rhodophyta; Bangiophyceae; Cyanidiales; Cyanidiaceae. The record is from RefSeq and is a predicted model, not a curated record. The transcript has a single exon. Gene Ontology annotation, molecular function: protein binding. Bases 1 to 1656 code for a protein of 551 amino acids.